AUGCCUGGAAAUGCUGAGGAUGAGCAAGGCAGUGGGGCAGCUGUGCUGUUGAAUCUGGACGAGGUGCAGAUGUCCCAGGUGCUGUGCGAGCGUGGUGCAGGUGGUGAUGAUGAUGCAUCUGCAAGAGAUUCCCAUCUGCUUGGAACGGGAGUCCGGUCGUGUCCCUGCUCCUCAAUGCGGGCCCUUUCUCCUCCCCCCCAGAUCACUUUCUACGAAGGCAAAUGCUUCACAGGCAGGAAGCUGGAUGUCUGUGGCAGCUGCAACAGCUUCCAAGACCAAGGAUUCCUCAACAGGGUCAACUCCAUCUGCGUCCAGAGCGGAGCCUGGGUCUGCUUUGACCACCCCGACUUCCGAGGGCAGCAGUACAUCCUGGAGCACGGCGAGUACCCCGACUUCUACCGCUGGAACGGGCGCAGCGACCACCUGGGCUCCUGCCGGCCCAUCGGGAUGCACGGCGAGCAUUACAGAAUUGAAAUAUUCGAGGGGAGCCAUUUUAGGGGUCCCAGCCUGGAGCUGACAGAAGAUUGCUCCUUCCUGCAGGGACAGGGCUGGGACAAGACCUGCAUCAAUGCCCUCAAAGUGUACGGCGACGGCGCGUGGGUGCUGUACGAGGAGCCCAACUACCGAGGCCGCAUGUACGUGGUGGAGCGCGGCGAGUUCAGCAGCUUCAAUGAGUGGCAGGCGCGCAGUGCCAGCGUCCAGUCCAUCCGCAGAGUCAUCAACUACUUCUAGCUGGGCUUCCACCCUGCCAGCCAUGGCCUGCUGAGACUGGGCAUCACCCUCCUCCCCACUCACCAAC
Molecule: messenger RNA, 799 nt
Organism: Serinus canaria (Common canary)
Lineage: Eukaryota; Metazoa; Chordata; Aves; Passeriformes; Fringillidae
Gene: CRYGN
Product: crystallin gamma N
Biological process (GO): lens development in camera-type eye; visual perception
Molecular function (GO): structural constituent of eye lens
Source: RefSeq, a predicted model, not a curated record